GAAAAACAUUCCCAGCUCUAAAAGGUUUUAUUUCAUUAUACGAAAUUCAGCAAUCUCCAUUAAUCAGGAUCCUCGACUUAACGAAAAUGAAGAUCAAUGUUGGUGCUCCUCUCCUCACUCUAGCAAUUUUCUUUAGUUUCAUUGAAUUAAGUUCGCAGUACAAUACAGAUAUUCUUGUGGAUGACGAUAAAACUCUUCCAGAUAACCUGGGCAUCUUUUACAGUACAAAGAAUAGAAAAGAUAUAGUGAUAAUUGAUGGGCACAAUCAAAUAACUUACGGGCUAAUACACGAUGCUAAGCGUACAAUGGUUUGCGCGUUAGAAAUAGAUAAUGAAAAAACAUGGGUGCGUAAAUUAAUAGCUAAAGGCCAACAAGUUAAGGUCGAUGACACCAAAACUUAUCCGUGGAAUAAAAAUGACACAAACUUAUAUAAACUUGAUUUUGACAAAGAACUUCCCAAAAAAAACAAUUGACAUUUACGACUGCAUUGCACCUUUUUAAUGUCGACACACACCUUCGCUAAAGAAGAAACUAAUAUUUCCUUUUUUCAGACUGUGAGAAAAUACAUGAAAAAAUGCAUACAUAAUAUUAAUCGAAAGUAAUUUCGAUCAUUUAUAGACCUGAAAUAUAUAUUAAAACUAUUUUUUAAAUCCAUAUGUUAAUAAAAUCUUAGUUGAUUAAUAUUAGUUU
Belonocnema kinseyi is the source of this 690-nucleotide messenger RNA. RefSeq lists its product as uncharacterized. Bases 87 to 473 code for a protein of 128 amino acids. The record is from RefSeq and is a predicted model, not a curated record. Lineage: Eukaryota; Metazoa; Arthropoda; Insecta; Hymenoptera; Cynipidae. The transcript is spliced from 3 exons.